AGAAGAAAGGAUUGAGUCUCCGCAAAUUUAUAUCUUUUUAUAAAAAUAAAACUAGUAGAUGGAUAUCUCCGUAAUUAUUAGUUCAUAGGAAAGUGCAGUGUUUUUUGGUGACUUGCAUAUACAUUACUAUCAUUCUGGAUUCCCAAAAGAGGACUUACCUAGACAUCUACAAGAUGGAUCUGGCGGAGACCAUGAAGAGUGUGCUCGCGAAGAGCACCGGCGGGUCGGGCAGCGGCGGCGGAGGCGCGGGCGCGGCGACGCACGCCGCCGAGGGCUACGUCACGGAGAAGCUGUACAUGCUGCUGCAGCUGUAUCUGCAGAACAAGGGCUGGAGCCCCAGCAUCGAGCUGCUGCAGUGCUUCAGUGACCUCAAGGACUCCUCCAUGCUGCCCAGUGCUGCAUAUCUUCAAAUGAUGGCAUCAAGAGUGGGGCUGGAUACCCAAGGCCGACUUAUUCUUAGAGAAAAUGGAAAAAUAAUUCUACCAUAUGAGCACUUUGCCAAUGCUGUUAUGCUGAAGCAUAUGAAUGGGCCUCAUGGCCUGCAUUUAGGUUUGGAAGCUACUGUCAGAGCAGUGGUAGAAUCAUACACAAUAGGCCGAGAGCAGUUUGGCAUGGAGAAGGAGUUCAUAGUGGAGGUGGUGCAAAACUGCCCGAACCCAGCGUGCCGCUACUACAAGAAUCAGCUGGAGAUGACUCAGAAGUCCAUACAGCAGCACCUCUCACAACAGCCUACGUAUAUUCCAGAGUCUGGCGCGGCGAACCUGGCGGACAGCCAGGCGGUGGAGCGACUGCUGCGCGGCUCGGCGCUGCAGGACUACCAGCUGCCGCUCGCGCCGCACCUCGCCGCCCUCAGUGAGUUGCUAUCGGGCCUAACGUCCGAAAAGUCCGACCGGCGCUCGCAGGCGCAAGACAAGCUCUCGCAACACCAACAGCAACUGCUGUUGCAACAUCAGUCCCGGUCCCUGCACCAGGACAAGUACAACCACCAGCGCUCUGGAUCUUCCUCUGACUCCAAGAAGCAUCACUACACUGAUGAGCACAAGCUCACUGACUUCCUCAGAGCGAACCUAGAAAGCCUAGAGUCUCUAUCGGGCGGCAGCGGCGCGACGAGUACGUCAGCUCCGAGCGGCGGGCAGGAGCGCGUGGUGCGCGCCUUCGCCGAGCUCGCGCGCAACCUGCAGCGCAUGCGGCCCUGCGUGCGUCCCGCCAUGUGCAAGCCCUACGGCAAGCAGUCCGAGCAGCUGCAGAAGAUUCUGCUGGACACGAUCCAGUUGGUGCAGUCGCUGCGCAGCUACCUGCCGCCGCCUCACAUCCAGGUCACCUCGUGGAAGAACGACGACAAACUACGUUCUAACAACAUGGAGGAGAUUGAAAAUCGCAAAAUAGUGAGCGGCAACUAACCCCAGAGAGUGUGCGGCUGAGCGCUUGCUCACUGUAGGUAGACUCGCAUUUCUGGGGGGUUACCAUGAGGUGCUAAAGACGUUCAGUUUAGGUUGAGAGAGAGGGACGGAGCUAUGUAACUGCUAUAGCUGUGUCCCUUUCUCUCAACCUAAACUGAACGUCUUUAGUACGUCAUGGUAACCCCCCUGUUCUCACUGACACUGCACCGGACUCUAUUGCAACGUCUAAAUCUAAAUAUCAAUGAAAUUAUGACCCAUAUAAAUUUUAGAGUAAAUUUUCAAAACUGCGCAAGUAUUGUCAAUAAGUUACUGAUGUAUUUGGCCAGUAUAUUCUCGAUUUUAUAAAGUUAAAAGCCAAAUUGGAUUGAUACUUUAAUUAUCAAGUUGGUAGCUAACUUGAAAAUCAAGUGCAGUCGCAAUUUUUAAAAUGUUUGUCCUGUCUAUUCUAUUGAACACUGUAUUGCAUCGCCUUGUCUCAUAUUAUGUGCAUAGGGCCCGGUUCACUCUUUAACGUCUUCAGUUGUUUAACACCCGACUAUAGAAGUCUCCGGAUAGUAAUGGAGUUGGUACUUUUGUAUGGCAUUUUAUAUUGGUGUACUGGAGCUUUCUAUAUUAGGGUGGCUUUCUUAAAAACCUAGUUUUUGGAUAUGUUGUAAAACAGCAGCGGGAAUGUUGUAAAAAUUAGAGUUAGUAUGAAUUAAAGAUAAAUCUAAUUGUCUUUAGUUGCUGAUCGAGCGAUCGCACAAUAUUAGAUAUCCAUGAAGUACAAGCUGAGAUGGAAAAAAAUAGGGACUCGAUCUUUGAAGUCUUCUUAUAAAGAAAGGACGCUUAACACGAGGAAUUUCGACUAUUUCGGUGCCUGUUUGUAUCUCUAUCGCUCGCGCGUUUUUAUAUAACGCCCUCGUCCAAGAUGACAGCGGUCAAUGACACUGGGAUCAGGAUAGCAAUAUACUACGUACGUGCGAUAGAGAUAAGACUAGCCGGGUCAACGUACGAAAUGAAAUAUCUUAUGGUAAGCGUUUUUUCUUUGCCUACAUAUAGCGUGUGUUCUUUAAAUGUGGCGUGCUCCAGAGGCCUGCUGUUGGGUGGUUGUAAUUGUUCUCAUUAUUUACGAAUAUUAUGCUUUACUUUUUUGAUUUUUAUACACUCCUCCUUACAAACCCUUUUGGUUUAAUGUUAUUGUAUACGUUUAAUAUCUUAGUAUUUAUUUACGUUUUUGUUAAAUUGCUUUACCUGUUAUUGUUCGUACAUCUUGUACUCGCUUUAUUGCUUUUAAUGUUGAGUUGAGAUCUUUUUGCAGUUAUUGGUCCUGUUUCGUCCUUCUUUAUUUGAAUGUAUUAUCGUAAGUGCAUUAUUUACACUGUGAUAGUGGUGUAAUAGGUAUAGGCCUGAGCGAAGUCUUGACAUGAUUAUAUAAGUCAGUUUCAUUAAUUUAAAGUUUGUGUAAUAAACUAAUAAUCUUGACGACCACAUGGAAUAAUUAGAUUUAUUUUCUUGGAUCAGCAAUUUCUUCUAUUUAAGGUUAUGCCAAUAUAUUAUGCGCUUUAUACUAAAUGAUUUGUAGUAUUUGUAGAAAAACCAAUUCAUUCAAUGUUAAGAGUAAGUAGUACUGGAAAGAAUAAUAAUUUUGAUCAGUGACUACGUUCAUUGCUUAUGAAUGAGUAAAACUAAAAAUAUUUUAUCUUUAUUUGAAUAGUUUGAAAACAUGUAUAAUUGUCAAGAGUUAGAAUUAAAUUGAAAGUAAAGUCGCCAAGUCUUGUCUAGUGUGAGAAGAGGUAUCUUAUCGAAGACUGCAUUUUUCAUGUCGUUAGCUAGCGUCGCUUGUGAAUAUAAGAUUAGGUUGGCUGCACACUCGCGAGAGAUCGCUUAACCUUUGUUGCUUAACCAACAUACCAAUCUUUCAUGCUCCGUAGCGUAAUCAUCUCUCUAUCAAUCCUCCAUAUGUGUGCGAAACAGUCAUUGGCAUGUGGCUCGCUAUGUAUCGUAAACGAUUGGUCAUCUUGGACAAGCAUGAUGAAUGUACUUAUUGGGCAGACAACAUUAGGAUUUAUUCCAUCAACUGUCGAGAGAUGGAGAAUAUCACCGUGAAAUUGUAAAUUUGGUGACAUAGAGAUGCAUAUAGUUUUCUAUCGCGUAUUUUCUCGGAAACGUUCGUAUUUGUCAUGCUAGUUCAGUCAACGUCAGUGAGACUUUCUGAAAUCGUAUGACAAAAUAUGAAAAAGAACAUUUUGCACUAAAUAUGUGCAGGUUGUGGAUAAGAGUUGUUCAAAGAGGUUAGUUGCUCGUAAGUGUGCAGUAGGGUUAGUACAAUAUGAUAAUAACGCAAGUUGCUAUUUACUUCCAAAACAUCACAUAUGUGAAAUGAACUACAUAAGUUUGCUAGUGCAAUAAUUAGGCAAAGCCUACCUUAAACUUAAAAUUUUGUAUCCUAGUACUGUACGUUUUUUAUAUUAGUGAAUAUAAUAUUUCAAUGCUGUUUGAAUUCGAAAAUGUAUAAUUUUUAUUUUGGACAGUAAUCUUUUAGUUACACUACAUCACACGUUUGACUAUUGUCAAUAUUUUUUGUAAGCAGUGAUCGGUAACAACCAUUUAAUUUCAUGGCAGCGUUGUUGAGUUGACGGAGUAUGUUUUCUUGAGGUGAAAUUAUUAAUUAAGGUUAUCUUAUCUUAUCUUAAAUCUGCGGGGGCCCUUACGGAUACACUUCGACCCAUCGGGAUCUUUUGUGCAAUUACCCCCUACGAUCCUAAGAUCCUUCAGCUAUUCAGGAGCUUCUCGACCUUAAUUAAUUAAGGUUAAUCUUUAUAUGAAUCUUAACUAACCAUCCGCGUCAACAUUUUACGUUUAUUUAUUUUGACGCGACUAAACUGUCAUGAAAUUAAAAGAUUGUACCGGCCACUAGUCAUAAGCAUCUCGUUUGACUGGCAAGAGGUUUUACAGCCCGUGGGUGCUGCGGGGUACUUUAUUAUUGUCGGACAUCGUUUUUGUGCAGUUUUAAUACUAUAAUUUGGUACUUUGUAUUGUUUGCACCAAAUCUUUUAUUGGCAUUAUGUGUAGUUAUUAUUUUAGCCAGUUAUUUUGUUCAGUCAGCAUCAGAUUGUAGCAAGUGUUAGACUAUUGGCGACACUAAACGUAUUACAAUCCUGAAUUUACCCCUUGUAUGUCUCUAUUGUUUUAAAUGCCAAGGUCACUUUUUCAAUGAUAAAAAUUGACAGGCGACAUACGAAGGGUUAACUAUGAAUCGCUUGUCUUUAUCUGUUAUUUUGACUUAUCUAUUUGUAAGAAAGGGAAAAAAGUCAUAAUUUAACUCAUUCAGGAUCCUAAAGUUCACUAAUAAGGGAGAUAUAUCACAAUACUUAUUAUGCGGUCUUUCGCUGGCUAGAAACUAUGCUGACUGACACUUAUUAUACUAGUUAUCUAGUAUAUAUGAGGCUAUUACGUUUGGGUCGGAUUGCUUUUCGUAUAAGUAUGUAGUAUUAAGUUUAUAAGACCGUUGUACACUCUUGCAAAGUAUUAAAAAUUCAAAAGAAUCUCACUCUGUAUUAGAAUUAAGAGUUCUAGUCAAAAAUGGACUUCAUUUUAUGAUAAUUUGGAUUUCUAUAACAAAAAUAACCAAUUAACUAACACCAUAGUGUUGGAUGAAUUUUUAGUAAUGAUUUAAUAAUCAAUUUAAUCCAGACUGAUAAAAAGUAUUUCUAAUGUGUCCUUUAAUAUUUGGCCGCUUAGUGUUUAUUCCGAUCUCAACAGUUAUUAUAUUUUUGGCCAUCUUAACAUUCAACACUAUGUAGCAGUGAGAAAUAUUUGGUUGCGAUGUAAAAGUAUAGAAACAAAUUGAACUGGUUUUAUUUUCGUAUACUUGUAUUAAGUCUUAAGUCUUAAAUAUAAAAUUGAAAUCAUAAAUAAAAGAAAAAUCAUAGAUAAAAGAAUAUUUUAGCAGAAAGUGAUUGUAUGUAAUUGUGUAUUUUUUGCAUGCGCCUUCUCUAUAAAAAUCGCCUUUGUUUCGGCUGUUCCGGUGGAAGGUCUAUUUUAUUGUAUUUUGGUUGAAGUUAAUGUAUCCAUUUUAUCUGAACGUGAUUGUAUUUAAACAAAUUAAUAUUUCUCUAUUUUAAUUGGCAUCUUGUUUCCUGUGAUAAAAUUUCGAUCAAAAUAAAAUUUUGACACCUACUUACAAUUGAAAUAAUCCUACUCGAAAAUAGAACAUGUAAGUAUUUCCUUACGGCCAAAGCAUUCUUCCAUGGAAAAAAUAAAUAUGAGGCCGUUUUUUAACAGAUUUCGUAAAAUAAUUAAUUUACAAGUUCUGUUAUCGAGUGAUGUAGUAGAGUAUUACUUAUUUUGGUUAAUUAAAUUAUUAAACAUUUUAUGUUUUAUUGAUGUAUCUAUAUUUGGCCUUGCCAUUUGUACCUUAUUAUUUGCCGACUUUAAAAUUAUUUUAUCUUGUAAAAGUGGUAAUAUAGUGGAUUGAGAAAUCAGUGCUUAGUAAUAAAUACAAUUAUUUGAUCAAA
Messenger RNA from Leguminivora glycinivorella, 5899 nucleotides. RefSeq lists its product as uncharacterized. The transcript has 11 exons. NCBI's taxonomy places the organism in Eukaryota, Metazoa, Arthropoda, Insecta, Lepidoptera, Tortricidae. The record is from RefSeq and is a predicted model, not a curated record. The coding region runs from base 174 to 1400 and encodes 408 amino acids.